CCGGUGUCCUCGUAGACCCAAUUGCCUAGGCCAUUGCACUCUCUCAUUCCAUUUCCUCUACUUUCCUUCCUCAAUACAAAAUGGAUUCAGCAGUAUCCGAGACCCAGAUGACUCCUACCCAAGUCUCGGACGAGCAGGCACACCUCUUCGCCAUGCAGCUGGCGACUGCUUCCGUUCUCCCUGCAGUCCUCACAGCCGCCAUCGAGCUCGACCUCCUUGAGAUCAUGGCCAGGGCCGGGCCAGGCGCCUACCUUACCCCUGGGGAAGUUGCGUCCCAGCUCCCGACCCAGAACCCCGAUGCCCCGGUCAUGCUCGACCGGAUCUUCCGGCUGCUAGCCAGCUAUUCUGUGCUCACGUGCACCCUCCGCGACCUCCCCGAAGGCAAGGUUGAGCGGCUCUAUGGUUUAGCUCCAUUGUGCAAGUUCUUGGUCAAGAACGAGGAUGGGGUCUCUAUUGCCUCACUUGGAUUGAUCAACCAGGAUAGAGUCUUCUUGGAAAGCUGGUACUACUUGAAAGAUGCGAUUCUCGAAGGCGGAAUCCCGUUCCACAAGGCACACGGGAUGACCGCAUUUGACUAUCCAGGCAUCGACCCGCGUUUCAACAAGAUCUUCAAUCGGGCAAUGUCUGAUCAUUCCACCAUUAUGAUGAAGAAGAUACUAGAAACAUACAAUGGCUUCGAGGGCCUCAAGACGGUGGUCGAUGUCGGAGGCGGCACUGGGGCCAUGCUCAACAUGAUCGUAGCCAAAUACCCGUCGAUUAAAGGCAUCAACUUUGACUUGCCUCACGUGAUUGAAGAUGCUCCGUCCUAUCGUGGUGUCGAGCACGUUGGAGGCGACAUGUUCGUCAACAUUCCAAAUGGAGAUGCCGUUUUCAUGAAGUGGAUAUGCCAUAAUUGGAGCGAUGAACAUUGCGCAAAGCUCCUCAAGAACUGCUACGAUGUGCUUCCGGUAAAUGGGAGGGUGAUCGUUGCAGAAUACAUACUCCCCGUGUACCCGGACCGGAGCCUAUCGACAAAGGGAGCGAUCCACAUGGACUGCAUCAUGUUAACCCACUUCUCGGGCGGGAAAGAGAGGACGGAGAAGGAGUUUGAGGCUUUGGCCAAAGGGGCGGGGUUUCAGGACUUCCAAGUCACGUGUCACGCUUUCAACACUUCCAUCAUGGAGUUCUUGAAGACCGCUUGAACUAUGCUCUUCUAGGCGGUGAUAUUCACGGUUCCUCGGAUUCGAUAGGUCGCAAAUGAGCCUUUUAACGCAAUUGGCGUUCGAUUCAGUGUUCUAAG
This is a messenger RNA of Eucalyptus grandis, 1279 nucleotides long. Its product is annotated as caffeic acid 3-O-methyltransferase. NCBI's taxonomy places the organism in Eukaryota, Viridiplantae, Streptophyta, Magnoliopsida, Myrtales, Myrtaceae. Gene Ontology annotation, biological process: methylation. The record is from RefSeq and is a predicted model, not a curated record. Gene Ontology annotation, molecular function: S-adenosylmethionine-dependent methyltransferase activity; O-methyltransferase activity; protein dimerization activity. Bases 81 to 1181 code for a protein of 366 amino acids. The transcript is spliced from 4 exons.